GUACGUAUUAAAAUCCGUGGUUGCUACGCAGUUAUACGUAUUUAUGGCAACGGACUACAGUUAUAACUCGUGUUUCAUUUACCAAUUAUCAAGUCACUUAUUUCUUCAACAUUUCGUUUGAUUUAUUUAAAUAAUUAGUAGAUUUGAUUUCUAUUAUGAAUCAUAUUCAAAGAUUCUACGAUCGUAUCAACUGUCAUAUCAAGAAUGCAUCAAAGAAUUUUCAAGAUCGUCUUGACCGUCCUGCAGGAUCGUACAAGAUCGAUAACAUCGGUGACUAUCCUUGCGAAUAUAAUCCCAAAGUGCACGGACCGUACAAUCCGGCCCGUUUUUACGGCACACCCGACACGCCGUUUUCGCAACUGAAACUCUGUGAGGUUACCGAUUGGGUGAAGCGCCGCAAUAAAUCACCAAAAGCAAUAGCUGGGUUAUUUUCUCGCGCUUAUUGGAGAUGGUCACACCAAUAUGUACAACCGAAACGUUCAACAGCAGCACCGUUAAUUCAUUACAUUGCCGGUAUGAUGUUAAUAUUUUACAUAAUGAACUAUGGAAAAAUUAUUCGUGAACGCAAUUACAAAUACCACUGAAAAUCACGAUUUUCAGUGCUGUUUGUGGUACAAAACGGUAUAAAAAAAAAAAAAAGAAAACAUUGUAUUAUUAUUUAAAUGUUAACAAUUAUUAAGCAUGUUCAAAAAGGGAUAAAGUUUAGUGAAUAAAAAAAGUUUUUGUUAU
Aphis gossypii (cotton aphid) is the source of this 729-nucleotide messenger RNA. RefSeq names its product putative ATP synthase subunit f, mitochondrial. Bases 156 to 584 code for a protein of 142 amino acids. NCBI's taxonomy places the organism in Eukaryota, Metazoa, Arthropoda, Insecta, Hemiptera, Aphididae. The record is from RefSeq and is a predicted model, not a curated record. Gene Ontology annotation, molecular function: proton-transporting ATP synthase activity, rotational mechanism. The transcript has 2 exons. Gene Ontology annotation, biological process: proton motive force-driven mitochondrial ATP synthesis.